Molecule: messenger RNA, 2027 nt
Organism: Prosopis cineraria
Lineage: Eukaryota; Viridiplantae; Streptophyta; Magnoliopsida; Fabales; Fabaceae
Exons: 5
Coding region: 80-1339 (419 amino acids)
Biological process (GO): mitochondrial translation
Cellular component (GO): mitochondrial small ribosomal subunit
Molecular function (GO): structural constituent of ribosome
Source: RefSeq, a predicted model, not a curated record
UGGAAAGAAGCUCAAAACAUGGGUGCAAGAUUAGGACGCUGAAGACCGAAUCAGAUCAACGCUUAAACCCUAGAGAGCCAUGAAACGGAGUGUGCUCAGCAACGUCUCUCUCUACACUCGCAGUCUUCUCCACUCUCCUUCCACACACCGCCCAUACCCUAACACCUCAAUCGCCCCACUCGCCGCUUCCACUCCCUCCCGCCUCAGGUUCUUCUUCUCCGGCGACGACUCCUCCAAUGAAAAACCCAGCUCUUCUACUCAAACGAGCGUCGCGCCUCCCGCGAAAAAGGAUGUACUCGCCACCGUCCAGGAUGUCAGUAACAAAGAUCUUAAAGCACAGAUAGAGAAGUACUUUGGCGGUGAUGAGGAAGCACUUCCAACGAUUUUUGAGUCAAUUUUGCGGAGAAAGUUGGUGGACAAGCACGAGGAGACAGAUGACGAGCUGCUGGAUGAACUCCAGAUGCAGCCACUUGAUGAUGUUAAAGACCAGGAAUUUGAAUCAGAUUUUGAGGAGCUGCAUGAGACUGAUGAUGAGAUUGAUGAUUUAUAUAAUGCAAGGGACGUUGUUAUGAAGAGGAUGGCAAAGGACGAGUGCUUCAACAUGGAUGAGAAAAAGUGGGCUGAGCUUGUUGAGGAUGGGAUUAAACAUGGAGCCCUUAGGGACACAAAAGAGUGUGAGGAGAUUCUGGAAGAUAUGCUUAGCUGGGACAAACUCCUUCCAGAUGAAAUAAAGAAGAAAGUGGAAGAAAAAUUCAAUCUACUAGGGGAUAUGUGUGAAAGAGGGGAGCUCGAACCUGAGGAGGCUUAUGAACAUUUUAAGAAGUUUGAGGAUGAAAUGGUUACUGAAUACAUGAAGAUGGUGGAAGCGGAGGAGCUUCCACAGUUUGACAAAACUGAUGUACCUGACAAGAAAAAGGACUUAGACGAUCCACCAGGUGAAGGUCCAAUCCUCCGGUGGCAAACUCGGGUAGUCUUUGCACCUGGUGGUGAUGCUUGGCAUCCAAAAAACAGAAAAGUGAAAUUGUCUGUCACGGUAAAGGAAUUUGGGCUUUCAAAAUACCAAUUUCGUCGACUCAGGGAAUUAGUUGGAAAACGUUACCAUCCAGGGAAAGAUGAACUUACCAUAACUAGUGAGAGGUUUGAACACCGGGAAGAAAACAGAAAAGACUGCUUAAGGACUCUUCUCUCCCUUAUUGAGGAGGCUGGGAAAGCUAACAAAUUGGCAGAUGAUGCUCGGGCUUCAUAUGUGAAGGAAAGGCUUAGGGCCAAUCCAGCAUUUAUGGAGAGGCUGCAUGCCAAGACCAAGAGAUUGCGAGAAUCUAACCAAGUUCCUGCUUGAAACAUUUCAGGUUGGCUAUAGGACGCUUCAGAUGAAUUUGCAAUCUUGGAUCCCUUGCUGAGUUGAGUUCCCCACACACUUUUAAAAUUAAUUAAAAGGAAGAAGACAAUUCGGUUUUGAUAAAAAAUUUUAAAAAUGAGUUCCAAAUACGAUUCAAGUAAAUGCAAAUUCAAAAGUUCUAAUUGAAAAUAAAACAUUUAAGCUAUAAAUGUAACUCAGUUUGUGAAAACAAUAUUUACAGCUCAUUUUUAACAAAAUUUUGUUGGUGACCUAACUGUAAUUAAUUUGAUCUUUCAGGACUUUAUUGUCAUUCUUCCAAAUUAAAAUACAGCAUAAAUGCCAUUCCCCAAGGAAAAGGGAUUUUUAAGAUGUUUUCGCUGUUUUUUCUUUGAAUGGCGGAGCUUUUUGGUAAUUCUAAUUUUGUAUGAUUUCCAAUCCUUUUUCCACUCUAGCUGUUUUCGGAGGAUUUAUCGCCCCUCCUUUCAAGUACAUCUCAAUCUCUCUUUGAUCUUUGGAAACACAGGUUGAGCAGGAGCAUAUAGAAAGUGAUUAUUAAUUGCGCAAUAGUAUUAAUAUUUCUUUUUAAUAUUCUGGGUAUCGAUUUCUGCAUCUAUGGAUUUCUCCUGGUGAUAUUGACAAUAUAGAGCUUGGAUUGUGCUCUAUUUUCAGCAACAUUUCUUGCGGUGUC